AUGAUACGUAUCAUACCAUACUCACUUGAAUUUUGCCUCAUAGUUACAUAUAUCGAAACCAGGGGUGAUGGCGCUACCAUUCACCCGUGGUUUUGGAUAAUAUGUUUGUUCAUAAGACCUAUGCUGGUCUCCGUGGCGUUCCAGUACUAUCUGUACCUAAGGCCAAGAAUUGUUGUCCAUGCCGAAGCCUUGAUAACUCAGCUGGUUCUUGAGCAUAGUCUGCGAAUUUGGCUUGUAGCAGAGGAUCGGAGGAGAUACCCUUUCACCACCACAUGCGGGUCUGUGAUUCUGAGUUGGGGUGGGGGUGAACGACGGUGA
Laccaria bicolor S238N-H82 is the source of this 318-nucleotide messenger RNA. RefSeq lists its product as uncharacterized. The transcript has a single exon. Bases 1 to 318 code for a protein of 105 amino acids. The record is from RefSeq and is a predicted model, not a curated record. NCBI's taxonomy places the organism in Eukaryota, Fungi, Basidiomycota, Agaricomycetes, Agaricales, Hydnangiaceae.